AUGGAACCAGGCAAUGGUACACAAAUUUCAGAAAUUCUUCUUCUGGGACUAUCACAGGCACUGGAGCUACAGCCCCUCAUAUUUGGGCUUUUCCUCUCCAUGUACCUGGUCACUGUGUUUGGAAAUCUGCUCAUCAUCCUGGCCAUCAGCUCAGAUUCCCACCUCCACACACCCAUGUACUUCUUCCUCUCCAACCUGUCCUUGGUAGACAUCUGUUUCACCUCCACCACCAUCCCAAAGAUGCUGGUGAACAUCCAGACACAGAGCAAAGCCAUCACCUAUGAAGGCUGCAUCACACAGAUGUAUUUUUAUACGCUCUUUGUAGUGUUGGACAACUUUAUCCUGACUGUAAUGGCAUAUGACUGGUUUGUGGCCAUCUGCCACCCCCUGCACUACAUGGUCAUCAUGAACCCCCGGCUCUGUGGACUGCUGGUUCUGGUGUCCUGGAUCAUGAGUGUCCUGAUUUCCUUGCUACAUAGCUUAAUGGUGCUGCGUCUGUCCUUCUUCUCAGACUUGGAAAUCCCCCACUUUUUCUGUGAACUCAAUCAGGUGAUCCAACUUGCCUGCUCUGACACCUUUCUUAACAACAUUAUGUUAUAUUUUAUAAUUGUGCUACUAGGUGGUGGCCCCCUUGUAGGGAUCCUUUACUCUUACUCUAAAAUAGUCUCCUGUAUAUGUGCAAUCCCAUCAGCUCAGGGGAAGUAUAAAGCAUUUUCUACGUGUGCGUCUCACCUCUCAGUUGUCUCCUUAUUUUAUGGUACGAGCCUAGGAGUGUACCUCAGCUCUGCUGCUUCCCAAAAUGCACAGUCAAGUGCAACAGCCUCGGUGAUGUACACCGUGGCCACACCCAUGCUGAACCCCUUCAUCUACAGUCUGAGGAACAAUGACAUAAAGAGGGCUCUGGAAAGAUUCCUUUGCAGGGAAGCUUUUCCAGGGCCAACUAUACUAGUCUGA
Messenger RNA from Myotis daubentonii (Daubenton's bat), 954 nucleotides. RefSeq names its product olfactory receptor 7A5-like. The record is from RefSeq and is a predicted model, not a curated record. NCBI's taxonomy places the organism in Eukaryota, Metazoa, Chordata, Mammalia, Chiroptera, Vespertilionidae. Gene Ontology annotation, molecular function: olfactory receptor activity; G protein-coupled receptor activity. Gene Ontology annotation, biological process: G protein-coupled receptor signaling pathway. Gene Ontology annotation, cellular component: membrane.